Anopheles moucheti is the source of this 867-nucleotide messenger RNA. RefSeq lists its product as uncharacterized. The transcript has 3 exons. The coding region runs from base 116 to 685 and encodes 189 amino acids. NCBI's taxonomy places the organism in Eukaryota, Metazoa, Arthropoda, Insecta, Diptera, Culicidae. The record is from RefSeq and is a predicted model, not a curated record.
GACAGCUGUGCCGUUCAAAAGGAAGCUACGCGCUUUUUUCUUCUCAAAAGAGCAUCUAUUGCACAACUUAUUCUAAUUCGAGGCGUCACGCUGUUAUCUCGAGAAGCUUUUCAAAAUGGCAUCUGCGCGAGCGUUUGCAAUUUUUAACGAGAAUAAGGCCAACGAAAAUCAAAUCGCGGGAAAAAAUAUUCAAUCGCUAAAAGGAAGCGAACCGCGAUCCUCGUCCGCUGUUGCGCUGAAAGAUCUAACCAAUAAAAAUAAGACACACCGUACCAUUGUGCACCAGGAUGGCAAAGGGAAAGGCAGCCAUAAGCAGGAAAAAAAGAUCAAAUCAGCCACGAGUAGCAUUUUGCAUACAAUAGGGCUAGACAAGGAAAAAGCUGCACCUCGCAAACCGUCCCGCAGUUCCUAUGAUGUGUUCUCUCCCCAACAUGCUGAAUACGCCUGGGGGCAAGCGGCCUGCCUGCCGGAUGAUCUCCUGGAACGGAUGAUCGAUUGCAAUGGAGUACCGUAUGAGGUCAAACGUAAGCCAUUGUCCAUGGUCCGUCCGGAUCUGCGCGAUCUACCGGACCUGGAUGUUUACCCGCCUGCGGUGCAUGAGUUCAUGAAGGAGCAAACCCUAAAACCGUUGGAUCUACCUGAUUUGCCACUAGCGGAGAUUCCGCCAUUUGAUUUAAUAUUUUAGACAGUAUCAGUUUUAUUAUGUGCGAGUGUAUGUUGUAAAAAAUAAUGUAAAUCGAAAUUGUUUGUUUAAUUGUGUUUUGUAGACGAAUAAGGAUGUUCAACAUUGUAAAUGCAAAAAAGGUCAUAUAUUAAGAAUAGUCCAACAUGAACUGAACUGAUGUGAAUAAAGGCCAAAUGAACUAG